Molecule: messenger RNA, 1107 nt
Organism: Ciona intestinalis (vase tunicate)
Lineage: Eukaryota; Metazoa; Chordata; Ascidiacea; Phlebobranchia; Cionidae
Source: RefSeq
CAGUGACGAAAAUAUAACGUAGGUCUGGUCGUCUGGAUUGCCACACCGUACACACAGCUUGAACGAGAAACAACGAAGAGAUAAUCAACUGCUGCAAUGAGUGUAAAACUAAAGCAAAGUUCGGGCAGUCCAGAAUGCUCAAAAUGCGUGGUCUCUCUUAUGGGAAGACAGUACCUGAUGCAGGGCUCGAGAAAGUUUUGCGUCGCUUGCUAUGAAAGUUUGUAUUGCAAUACAUGCCAAGGAUGCAAGUCAAUCAUUUCUGCUGAAUCAAGGGACAUUUCCUACAAAGAUUUGCAUUUCCAUGACACUUGCUUUACUUGCACUGGGUGUGCCAAGUCGUUGGCAAAUGAAAGUUUUAUUCAUAAAGAAGGGAAAUUCAUCUGCGCCAAGUGUUAUGAAGACAAGUUCUCACCGAAAUGCACAACCUGCAAAAAGGCUUUCAAACCAGGCAUCAAGAGAAUGGAAUAUCAGGGUAAAAGUUAUCACGAGAAAUGCUUCUGCUGUUGCUCCUGUGGUGAAGCUAUUGGUCAGAAAAGUUUUGUUAAGAAAGAAGAUGGUAUAUUCUGCAAGAAGUGCUUCGAGUUAAAGCUGGCUAACAAGUGUGGAAAAUGCAACAAGAUCAUAAAAACAAGUGGUGUAGCGUACAAAGAGAAGACUUUUCACGAGGCUUGCUUUCUUUGCGAGGGUUGUAAGAAAACGUUGGCCCAUGAGCAGUUCGUGACACACGAAGAUGCGCCAUACUGUGUUGACUGUCACGUGGAUUUGUUUUCAAAGAAGUGCCACAAGUGCAGCAAGCCGAUUUCAGGUUUUGGAGAAUCGAAAAUGAUUGUUUUCGAAGAUAACCAAUGGCACGUGGAGUGCUUCUUGUGCCACAUGUGCAAGUCGCCGCUGGAGGGCGAGGGCUUCAUCAUGCACGAGGGCGACACCUACUGCACAGAGUGCGAGGUGUAAGAUUUCCAUGUAAAGAUGCACGAAACUAUUGCAGGCACUAUAACGUAAUGCAGUUCAUUGAACGGCUGUAUAAUAUAUAUAUAGCAACACAUUAAGCAUUACCGCAUGCAUUGCUUGUAUUUAUUAUUGCGCAACAGAAUAACAUAUGCUCAUUUA